Nicrophorus vespilloides is the source of this 1418-nucleotide messenger RNA. It is a transcript of the gene Rbp6, whose product is annotated as RNA-binding protein Musashi homolog Rbp6. The transcript is spliced from 11 exons. Gene Ontology annotation, cellular component: cytoplasm. Bases 284 to 1129 code for a protein of 281 amino acids. The record is from RefSeq and is a predicted model, not a curated record. Lineage: Eukaryota; Metazoa; Arthropoda; Insecta; Coleoptera; Silphidae. Gene Ontology annotation, molecular function: RNA binding.
CGCGCGUGCGACGACUCCAGGUUUCAGUCCUGCUGCUGCCGCUCGCCACCCGGGCAAAACAGCUAUACAUAACGAUAGAAACGCCCGCGCCCGACCGCCCGACCGUCGUCGAUACAACAACCAACCACCACAACUAACCAACCAACCAACCCUUAAAUCUCAAAUCUCAAAUAAUUUAUUAACAAAUUACAAGAGAAAGGAAAAACUUUCCGAACACCCCCCCAAAAAAAAAAACCUAAGUAAAGUGUUUAAAGUGCAAAGGAUAACGACGCUAAACAGCAAGAUGGUAACCAGGACGAAAAAGAUAUUCGUGGGUGGCCUUUCAGCGCCCACGACCCUUGAAGAUGUCAAAAAUUACUUCGAGCAGUUCGGUCCGAUCGAGGACGCCAUGCUGAUGUUCGACAAACAAACAAACCGACACAGAGGAUUUGGAUUCGUUACAUUUCAAAGUGAGGACGUCGUAGAUAAAGUUUGCGAGAUCCACUUCCACGAGAUUAACAAUAAAAUGGUCGAGUGCAAGAAAGCUCAGCCGAAAGAAGUGAUGCUACCAGCAAACCUGGCAAAGACCAGGGCAGCAGGCCGCGGCACUUACGAUUUUAUGUGGUCACUUGGAGCUCUGCCGGACGGUUUUCCGGCCGCGUACGCAGCCUAUGCGGCCGGUCGAGGUUAUUCGGGAUAUCCUAGUUUCGGACUACCGUAUCCUACAGUGGAUCUAACCAACGGACAGCUCACACCUAACAAUAAUACCCCACUGCUGACUCAAGCAUUGUCAGGGUCGUCGGCGACGAACUGGAGCCAACCUUCAGGAGCCGACCAAACAGCGCCCCAACACCACUUCUCCGUUUCAUUUGCAGUCAUGAACAAUUAUCAAGCGGCGGCGGCGGCUGCCCAGGGCUUCGGUCCUCCGGCCUCCCCACAUACGGCCAACACCAGGGGUGGAUUCCCUGCGGCCAAUUCUCCUGGACCCACCAUCGACAUGUACAACAGCAGUGCAGGAGACAGCGUUGGCUACGUCCAGGCUGCGAGCCCUCAGCCAUCCACUUUCCCUGCUAUCGCCGUCAGUCGCGCCCCACUCAACUACAGUCCGGGUCCUUUAAUCCCCGCUGCGUUUACCAACGGCUAUCACUGAGCUAUUGGACAUCUUGUCUAGUGUGUUGUGUGACUCGACUCGACUGUGUCAUCUCACACCUGCACUUGUACAUUCACUAUAUGUGUAUAAUAAUAAUAAAAAAAAAAGAAGUAUAAUAAUAAUGUAGCACCCCCCCUCCCCCGCUAGGCGCGGCCCACUUGUUGUUGUAAUGUUUGGUGUCAACGUGCCGCUUCGCCGCCCCCCCCCAAACCGGAGCCCGCCAAGUGGCCGCAAAAACCAUUGCAUAAUAUUGUAAACAAAAGAAAAACAACUAACACCACCACCACCA